Messenger RNA from Babesia ovata, 765 nucleotides. Its product is annotated as orotidine 5 -phosphate decarboxylase. Lineage: Eukaryota; Apicomplexa; Aconoidasida; Piroplasmida; Babesiidae. Gene Ontology annotation, molecular function: orotidine-5'-phosphate decarboxylase activity. The coding region runs from base 1 to 765 and encodes 254 amino acids. Gene Ontology annotation, biological process: pyrimidine nucleotide biosynthetic process; 'de novo' pyrimidine nucleobase biosynthetic process. The transcript is spliced from 3 exons. The record is from RefSeq and is a predicted model, not a curated record.
AUGGAGGGGUUUCGCAGUCGCGACAUAUCAUCGGUGUACGUGAAGCUGAAGCUGUACUGUUGCUUCAUCCUCGAGUCUACGGCGGAGCACAUUUGCGGUGUAAAGCCGAAUAUGGCGUUUUUCAUUGCACAUGGCGCUGAAGGCAUUCAGGCUCUAAUGGACGUCUGCGAAGUGAUCCGCGGCAUGCAGCUGCCGCUGCUCAUGGACGCCAAGCUGGGAGACAUAGGUUCCACGAUGGAGUACUACAAGAGGUUCAUUUUCGACAUCUUGAAGGCCGAUGGCUGCACUGUCAACACCCUUCUGGGCACCGAUGUGUUGUCCGUGAUGGGUACUGACCGAAAUGGGCAAUAUGUUAACGACCUAUUUGUGUUGGCCAGGUGUUCCAACCCCUCGGCAGAGCAGAUCCAGGGCGGGCUUAUGAGCGACCUAUCUCCGGUAUACAUGGGAAUCAUCAAGAGCUGCGAGACGUUCUACAAGUCUAACGGUGCAAACACUGCGCAUCUCGGCUACGUCGUCGGGGCCACCUGCGUCGACGCCCUCGCUGAGGUGCGCACUGCCUAUCCCAAGUGCACGAUACUCAUGCCCGGUGUCGGCGUGCAGGGCGGCGACCUCGGAACUGCCAUGAAAUUUGCGCUGAACGAUAAGGGUGAGGGCAUCAUUGUGCCCAUUUCGAGGGCGAUAAUAGACAUGCAAAACCCCGGCCAGGCUGCCGCUUACUGGAAGGAGCAGAUUCGCUCUCAUCUCCCGAAGGCGUCGAGUGCCUAG